Messenger RNA from Dioscorea cayenensis subsp. rotundata (Guinea yam), 1660 nucleotides. Its product is annotated as probable LL-diaminopimelate aminotransferase, chloroplastic. Gene Ontology annotation, molecular function: L,L-diaminopimelate:2-oxoglutarate transaminase activity; pyridoxal phosphate binding. Lineage: Eukaryota; Viridiplantae; Streptophyta; Magnoliopsida; Dioscoreales; Dioscoreaceae. Gene Ontology annotation, cellular component: chloroplast. The record is from RefSeq and is a predicted model, not a curated record.
CCAAUUGUCUGUUCCAUAAUCGCGUGUUCUUUGGGAACUUUUCGGCGGCGGUGCUUCGAACCUCCGACAAUGGCGGCAUUCCAAGCUCCGUCCAUGAUCUCUUCGAGCUCUUCUGCUUUCUUAGCUCACAAUAGCUUCAGCUUGAGCUCGUCCAAGCUAUGCCUUCCUCGGAGCAGACCUUGUGUUUUGAAAUGCGCUUCGGCGCCGACGACGGAGACUGCCCACAAGACGAAUGUUUCUCGCAAUACAAAUAUGGCAAAGCUUCAAGCUGGCUAUUUGUUUCCAGAGAUUGCCAGGAGAAGAUCAGCCCACAUGUUAAAGUAUCCUGAUGCAAAGGUCAUAAGCCUAGGGAUUGGCGACACUACAGAACCCAUUCCUGAUGUUAUAACUUCUGCCAUGUCUAAGAGGUCACAUGCACUAUCAACAAUUGAUGGUUAUAGUGGUUAUGGAGCUGAACAAGGCGAAAAGCAACUGAGGGCAGCUAUAACAUCAACCUAUUAUGGAGACCUUGGUAUAGAAGAGACUGAUGUUUUUGUUUCAGAUGGUGCCAAGUGUGAUAUUUCUCGUCUGCAGAUGCUCUUUGGGUCUAAUGUGAAGAUGGCAGUGCAAGAUCCAUCUUAUCCUGCUUAUGUAGAUUCAAGUGUUAUUAUAGGCCAAACGGGCCAAUACCAGAAGGAGAUCGAGAAGUUUGGAGACAUUGAGUACAUGAGGUGCACGCCGGAAAACGGUUUCUUCCCUGACUUAUCAACCACUUCGAAGGCAGAUAUCAUUUUCUUCUGUUCUCCAAACAAUCCAACUGGGGCUGUGGCAUCCAGAGAUCAGCUAACUCAAUUAGUGCAGUUUGCGAGAGACAACGGAUCUAUUAUAGUUUAUGACUCAGCUUAUGGAAUGUACAUAUCAGAUGACAGUCCAAGGUCCAUAUUCGAAAUUCCGGGGGCGAAAGAGGUUGCCAUUGAGGUAUCAUCCUUCUCAAAAUAUGCGGGGUUCACCGGCGUUCGCCUCGGUUGGACAGUGGUUCCCAAGGAGCUUCUUUUCUCUGAUGGAUUCCCCGUGGCCAAGGAUUUUAAUCGCAUAGUCUGCACAUGCUUCAAUGGCGCAUCCAACAUUGCUCAAGCUGGUGGUCUUGCUUGUCUUUCUCCUGAUGGUCUGAAGGCCAUGAAUGAUGUGAUCAACUUCUACAAGGAGAAUACUGCACUCAUUGUCGAUACAUUUACAAUGCUUGGUUUUAAUGUGUAUGGCGGGAAGAAUGCUCCCUACGUAUGGGUGCAUUUCCCAGGCCGAAGCUCAUGGGAUGUGUUCGCCGAGAUUCUUGAGAAGACCCACUUGGUUACAACCCCAGGCAGCGGGUUCGGUCCCGGAGGCGAAGGCUUUAUUAGAGUUAGUUCCUUCGGUCACAGGGAAAAUGUUCUUGAAGCUUGCAGGAGGCUGAAACAAUUCUACAAGUGAGCAAGAUUCUCUCCAUGGUAGGACUAGUCUUUACCAUGCAUCUUCCUCAGGGACAUUCUUGUUUUAUCCUUCAAUCAAGAACUUGUGCAUUUUAGAAGAACGAAAAAUGCCAAUGAAUUGUCAUGAAAUAACGAUUUCGGUCAUUUCGUCCAGAUUUUGCCUGAAUGUAAGCAUUUAUGACUACCUAUAUCGUUUAUAAACUCAAGUUUUGUUA